AUGUUGAACGUUGUGAAAUUGGAACUACCAGCCUUACACUCAAACCUUCGCACAGACAGGGGGACCUUGGCACAGAGCACUGUGAGGGACAUGUGUGAGGACUAUGAAGCUCCUCGUCGCUCAGUCUACGGGAACCAGUAUGCUGAGCCAGAGGGGCGUGACCGAAUGUACAAGUCCAGUUUGCCCUUUGAUUCUGGCCCAAAGGUGGGCCCACUGGAUCGAUCCCCGAUGGGAGCGCCAGUCUUGGCGCCUUCCUCGAAGAGCUCCGUCUUGGCGGAGCUGGGCACGGGCAAUGCGACGAACCCGGAGGACAACCACCGCCGUGGACGGUCCGACAUGAAAUCGCAUUUGCGGAGCGACUGGUGCCCGAAGACCACUCAAGUGUUGGAGGAGAAGAUGGAGGCCUCCUGGGUGAAGCGCCCCACCGUGAAGGCGGCACCGAAGGCUGGUUGGAGCAAAGUCUCACCGCCCAAGCAGGCGCGGCCGAACGCCACGCGCUGGCGAACGUGCGGGUUCCGCGGCGGGGAACCCGUGGAGGGUGAGAGAGUUUGGAAGGAUAGGUCUUAUGGCCCAAGGGUGAAGGGAGAAUGA
This is a messenger RNA of Durusdinium trenchii, 591 nucleotides long. NCBI's taxonomy places the organism in Eukaryota, Dinophyceae, Suessiales, Symbiodiniaceae. The record is from the annotation of a GenBank genome assembly.